GAGAAUACGGUUUUAUAAUUCUUUCAAUGUUUUUUGUUUUAUUCGACUUUCUUGUACCACCAAACGGUACGAAAAAGUCGAAUAAAAAGGUGUCCCAUCUUACCCCAUCCUACUUUAUUGGAAGUUGAAAUUGAGAUUGAAUUGUGCAGGCAUUAGGCAUUUCUACCUUUAUACCAUCAUGGCGUUGCAUUACGCAAUACAAAACAAAUUACUUCACGAAGUUAGAAAGGCAGUUGAAAGCGGAUGUGACGUCAAUGAGCGGGAUGAGAUGAAACGAACACCUCUUACCAUUUGUUGUUUGGAAGACGACGAAACAUGGGCGAUUGGGGUUGCGCGUAUGCUGCUACAGGCAAACGCAAAAGUUGGCACUGUUGACAAAGACGGUAAAAGCCCCUUAACGUUCAGUGUUUUAUUCAAGCGGGUGGAUAUCUGCGAACUGUUCCUUAAAGCUGUCGACUUCGACCUGAACCAGGCCGACGCCCUCGGAAACACGCCCUUACAUUACGCUGCUUUGGUUGGCAACCUCAGCAUCUGCUCAUCGAUCCUAAACGCCACCUUACGGCACAGCUUAUCCAUCAAUGUUCGCAACAAAAUCGGUCAAACUCCAGCGGGUCUUGCAUUGCUGAAACAUUCUACCGAUUGCUACAAACUGUUUAAGAGAACGCCGAAUGUAGACUUUGUAUCAAAAACUCCUGAUGUGAUUCUCACUCGGCCGUGGAUGCGAGAGCGUCAGUUCGUGGAUGCUCCGGACCUGAUGAGGAAAGAUGCAAUAAUGGACGUCCUGGAGGGCGCGAGGAUCCAUCGAUCGCGAACCAAGUUUUAACAUUCAUCAGUUUAAACGAUCGCCUGAUGUAGAUUUUGUUUCAAAAGUAAGUACAUGGUAUGUCGAUGAU
Molecule: messenger RNA, 893 nt
Organism: Ciona intestinalis (vase tunicate)
Lineage: Eukaryota; Metazoa; Chordata; Ascidiacea; Phlebobranchia; Cionidae
Source: RefSeq, a predicted model, not a curated record